This is a messenger RNA of Akanthomyces muscarius, 834 nucleotides long. RefSeq lists its product as uncharacterized. Lineage: Eukaryota; Fungi; Ascomycota; Sordariomycetes; Hypocreales; Cordycipitaceae. Bases 1 to 834 code for a protein of 277 amino acids. The record is from RefSeq and is a predicted model, not a curated record. The transcript has a single exon.
AUGUGGCUCGAACAUGGAACCCUGCCCGAGUUCGUCACCCCUCUUAGCAUACCUGUCCCUUAUUUUGGCCAUGUGCAGGACGAGCAUGGUGGCUCUCGUCUUUAUUUCGCGGUGGAGUCGACCGCUACUUACCGGGCAUGCAAGGAAUCACGCGCAUUUCUGCAAUUCUUCUUUGCCGAAGAGACCAAGCCUGAAGGCGGCCUUCCGUCCUGGUACUGCAGCGAGACUGACACCAUCAAGUUCAAUAUCUGGUGGAUCGACGACGUUAUCAAGCAUCCGUGGUUCUUGCGCACUCAGCAUCUCGAGCUGACCAUGUGGAACGAGGAGUGUUAUCUUGGAAACCACGAGGACGUGACGGGUCACGAUUGGAUCGAGGAAAAUCUGGCCUCGUUGAGAGACGUCACGGUUCGAAUCAACGAGGCCCGAACCUGGUCGGAAAACUACACCACCAGAUAUCGGCAUUGGCUUACUGCUUGGUUUCGAACAUUUGAGUCGUUUUACAACCCAGAAGAAGCAGACGGGCCCCCUCUUCGGUUCUACCUGCGGGUAGUCAGCGACACUAUCCCGGAAGAGGAGUGGCUGUCGCCGACCAACUAUCUACGCGUGGAAAAGCUUGUUCAUCAAAAGAUGCUGCACUUUGAUCCACAGCAUAAGGAACAUGACACGGCCGGCCGCAAGGCGGCGCUCAUGGCGGCCGCGGACGACGAGUUGGACAAUCCGGCACAAUAUCUCGCAAGACGACGGCUUGCACGGCGGCUGGUUCGGGAAUUAGAAAGCGCCGUCUAUAGCUCGACUCAUGAGCCACCGCCACUGGAGGAGGAAUGGAGCGUGUAA